AAAAAAAAAAAAAAAAGAUCCUGCGUUGAACAAACAUUGUCCGAUCCAGAUCGGAACUGACUGCAUUCUUCUGCCGGGAAUAUCAAUUAUGAAUAGGUGUUUAGCAAACUAAAACGGAGCAGCAGAUCAGAAGCAAACUGUAUUAUUUCCUUCCGCUGUUUCAAGUGAGCUUUGAAUUCGCCAUCGAUAAAGAAAUGGCCACCAUCGAAACACCACUGCUAUUAGACACCGUCGAUGGCGCCGUUGACUACAAACACCGUCCGGUCCUCCGAUCCAACUCCGGCGGCUGGAGAUCCGCAUCCUUCAUCAUAGGUGUGGAAGUGGCAGAGAGGUUCGCCUACUAUGGCAUCAGCUGCAACCUCAUAACGUACCUGACUGGGCCGCUGGGCCAGUCCACGGCCACCGCGGCCGAGAACGUGAACGCGUGGUCCGGCACGGCGUCGUUGCUACCUCUUUUGGGGGCAUUCGUGGCCGAUUCUUUUCUGGGCCGCUACCGCACUAUUGUCAUUGCUUCUCUCAUCUACAUCCUGGGACUAGGCUUGUUGACUCUGUCGGCUAUGCUUCCUUCUUCAAGCACUUCUUCUGACUACCUAGACACCAAAAUUAAAUUGGGUUCUGUAAAUCAGCUCCAAGUAAUCUUAUUCUUUGUAUCUCUAUAUAUAGUAGCCGUUGCUCAGGGCGGACACAAGCCCUGUGUUCAGGCUUUUGGUGCCGAUCAGUUUGACGGGCGACAUCCAGAGGAGCUCAGAGCCAAAAGCUCAUUCUUCAAUUGGUGGUACCUUGGUGUGUGUGCGGGUGCCACAGUAACAGUAGUGAUCAUGAGCUACAUACAAGACAACCUUAGCUGGGGUCUAGGAUUUGGAAUCCCUUGUAUUGUGAUGGUCAUUGCUUUGGGUAUCUUUUUGCUCGGUACGAGGACUUAUCGGUAUAGUAUCAAAGGGAAGGGGAGAAGCCCAUUUGUGAGAAUUGGUCGAGUGUUUGUUGCCGCAGCGAGGAACUGGCAGACCGCCCCUUCGGCUGUAGCUACUGAAGAGGAAGCUGGUAGACCCCUCCCGCACCAUAGCUCCGAGCAAUUCAAGUUCCUCAACAAAGCUUUGGCGUCUCCAAAAGAAGGCGAGGUUUGUACCGUCGAUGAGGUUGAAGAAGCAAAGGCAGCUCUCAGGCUUGUUCCAAUUUGGGUGACGAGCUUGGGAUACGGCAUUGUGUUUGCACAAACCACAACUUUCUUUACCAAGCAAGGGGCUACCAUGGACAGAACAAUUUUCCCUGGCUUUGACAUACCAGCGGCUUCACUACAAUUCUUCAUGGGAGUGGCCGUUGCAGUUUUCAUUCCCGUAUAUGACUUGAUUUUUGUUCCUACAGCAAGAGCUUUCACCAGGAAGCCCCAUGGCAUCACGAUGCUGCAGAGAAUUGGAACUGGGAUGUUUCUAUCUUUCAUUUGCAUGGUUGUUGCAGCUCUGAUUGAAAUGAAAAGGUUGAAAACAGCUCAAGAAUAUGGGCUGGUUGAUAUGCCAGAUGCGACUGUUCCAAUGAGUAUUUGGUGGUUGGUUCCUCAAUAUGUCUUGUCUGGAACUGCCGAUGUUUUCACCAUGGUUGGUCUGCAAGAAUUUUUCUAUGAUCAGGUCCCAAUUGAGUUGAGGAGUGUGGGUCUCGCCCUCUAUCUCUGUGUUGUUGGAGUUGGGAGUUUUUUAAGCAGCUUUCUUGUUUCUAUCAUCGAGGAAGCAACUGGCGGGGAUGGGAAAGAAAGCUGGUUUGCUGAUAAUCUCAACCAGGCUCAUCUUGACUAUUUUUAUUUUCUGCUUGCUGGAAUCAGUGCAGUUGCAUUCGCUGCAUACUUGUAUUUUUCAAAAUCUUACAUUUAUAAUAGGCAAAGUACAAGCUGAAUACUCAGUUGCAAAUGAUAAUACGAGGAACCUACUUUGAAACCAUGUUAGAACAGUUUAGAUGAUGAAAUAAAGAGGAACUUUGAACA
Alnus glutinosa is the source of this 1972-nucleotide messenger RNA. RefSeq names its product protein NRT1/ PTR FAMILY 5.10-like. Gene Ontology annotation, molecular function: tripeptide transmembrane transporter activity; dipeptide transmembrane transporter activity. Lineage: Eukaryota; Viridiplantae; Streptophyta; Magnoliopsida; Fagales; Betulaceae. Bases 195 to 1883 code for a protein of 562 amino acids. The transcript is spliced from 4 exons. The record is from RefSeq and is a predicted model, not a curated record. Gene Ontology annotation, cellular component: membrane. Gene Ontology annotation, biological process: dipeptide transport; transmembrane transport.